CAUGUCUGAUUUCCAUUCAGAGCGCUCAGCCCAGAUUGCUUUGACGUACAGACUGUACUACAGUACUUGGCCAACACAGCAGCUAAUUUUACACAGCCACGAAACUGAAUAAAAUUCUGAAUGAAAAUGAGCUACACUGCCGAGGAAAGAGGAAACCCCAACACCCUGAGUUACAGGGUGUUUUUCAAAAACUCUGAAGGAGUGUACAUUUCUCCAUUUCAUGAUAUACCAAUGUAUGCAGACGAGGCACAGAAUAUCUUCAACAUGGUUGUUGAGGUACCAAGAUGGACAAACGCCAAAAUGGAGAUUGCCACCAAGGAUGAGCUAAACCCGAUAAAACAAGAUGUUAAGAAAGGCAAACUGCGAUAUGUUGCUAAUGUGUUUCCUCACAAAGGCUAUAUCUGGAACUAUGGAGCAAUCCCACAGACGUGGGAAGACCCAGGACACAAAGAUACAGACACCGGUUGUUGUGGUGACAAUGAUCCAAUUGAUGUGUGUGAAAUCGGCAACAAGGUUUGCUCCAUAGGAGAGGUCAUUAAAGUUAAGGUUUUAGGUACUUUGGCUAUGAUUGAUGAAGGAGAAACUGAUUGGAAAGUCAUUGCAAUCAACGUUGAAGACCCAGAGGCAAAUGCUUUUAACAGUAUUGAUGAUGUUAGACGGCUGAAGCCAGGUUACCUGGAAGCUACAGUAGACUGGUUCCGAAGGUACAAGGUACCAGAUGGUAAACCGGAAAACCAGUUUGCAUUCAACGGAGAGUUUAAAGAUAAGGACUUUGCCAUCAGUAUUAUAAAGAGCACCAAUGAUUAUUGGAAGGCUCUUGUGUCUAAAAAGAGUGGAGGGGAACUCAACUGCACAAACACAUGUGUCUCUUACAGUCCUUUCUUGUGCACUAAAGAAGCUGCACAAGCAGUCGUUGAUGAGACAUCGCCGUGUGGAAUUGCAGAUCCGGUUCCAUCAGAUGUGGACAAGAUGUACUAUUAUGAGAAGAAAUAAAGCAAGAGCAUAAUUGCUAAAAGAAGGACCCACACUGAUCUACCUAGGAAGUAACUGUAAACUGUAACUAAAAUGUUAUUUUUUAAAACUGUUCUAAAGGAAGUGCUGCAGAACACAGCAUGUAUCCAUCCCUGUGAAAUCCAAAUAAGGGAAUAACAGGAUCAGUAAGACUAGUUAAUUUAUUUACUAUCAAAGCUUUAAAUUAAACAUAGUGUUGUAUCUUUAAGCAUAUUGACCACCAGUUAAACUUAAUCAAGUAAAACUCAGGUAUUAUCAUGUAAACAAAGUUGUACCGAGUUGGCUUUGUAUGAAAAACUUGCUUAAUAAAACAUUUUCUCUGUA
Acipenser ruthenus (sterlet) is the source of this 1335-nucleotide messenger RNA. Its product is annotated as inorganic pyrophosphatase-like. Gene Ontology annotation, biological process: phosphate-containing compound metabolic process. Gene Ontology annotation, molecular function: magnesium ion binding; inorganic diphosphate phosphatase activity. NCBI's taxonomy places the organism in Eukaryota, Metazoa, Chordata, Actinopteri, Acipenseriformes, Acipenseridae. The coding region runs from base 121 to 993 and encodes 290 amino acids. The record is from RefSeq and is a predicted model, not a curated record. Gene Ontology annotation, cellular component: cytoplasm. The transcript is spliced from 11 exons.